This is a messenger RNA of Sebastes umbrosus (honeycomb rockfish), 1987 nucleotides long. RefSeq names its product dynein heavy chain-like. The transcript has a single exon. The annotation marks the transcript as partial. The record is from RefSeq and is a predicted model, not a curated record. Lineage: Eukaryota; Metazoa; Chordata; Actinopteri; Perciformes; Sebastidae.
UGCACUAUAAUUCAGACAACCCACGCAAUCAAUUCGUAUGUAAUCCACGUAAUAAAUUCGUAUGUAACCCACGUAAUCAAUUUGUAUGUAAUCCAAAUAAUAUAUUCGUAUGUAAUCCACGUAAUCAAUUCGUAUGUAAUCCACGUAAUAAAUUUGUAUGUAAUCCACGUAAUCAAUUCGUAUGUAAUACACAUAAUCAAUUCGUAUGUAAUCCACUUAAUCAAUUUGUAUGUAAUCCACGUAAUCCAUUCGUAUGUAAUCCACGUAAACAAUUUGUAUGUAAUCCACGUAAUGAAUUCGUAUAUAAUCCACAUAAUCAAUUCGUAUGUAACCAACGUAAUCAAUUUGUAUGUAAUCCAUUUAAUAAAUUCGUAUGUAAUCCACGUAAUAAAUUGGUAUAUAAUCCACGUAAUAUAUUCGUAUGUAAUCCACGUAAUAAAUUUGUAUGUAAUCCACGUAAUCAAUUCGUAUGUAAUCCACGUAAUCAAUUUGUAUGUAAUCCACGUAAUCAAGUCGUAUGUAAUCCACGUAAUAAAUCUGUAUGUAAUCCACGUAAUCAAGUCGUAUGUAAUCCACGUAAUCAAUUCGUAUGUAAUCCAUUUAAUUAAUUUGUAUGUAAUCCAGGUAAUCAAUUUGUAUGUAAUCCACGUAAUCAAUUCGUAUGUAAUCCACGUAAUCAAUUCGUAUGUAAUCCAUUUAAUUAAUUUGUAUGUAAUCCAGGUAAUCAAUUCGUAUGUAAUCCACGUAAUCAAUUCGUAUGUAAUCCAUUUAAUUAAUUUGUAUGUAAUCCAGGUAAUCAAUUUGUAUGUAAUCCACGUAAUCAAUUCAUAUGUAAUCCACGUAAUCAAUUCGUAUGUAAUCCACGUAAUCAAUUCGUAUGUAAUCCACGUAAUCAAUUCGUAUGUAAUCCACAUAAUCAAUUCGUAUGUAAUCCACAUAAUCAAUUUGAAUGUAAUCAACGUAAUCAAUUCGUAUGUAAUCCACAUAAUCAAUUCGUAUGUAAUCCACAUAAUCAAUUUGAAUGUGAUCAACGUAAUCAAUUCGUAUGUAAUCCGACUAAUCAAGUCAUAUUUUAUCCAUGUAAUCAAAUUGUACGUGAUCCAAGUAAUAAAUUUGUAUAUAAUCCAUGUAAUCAAGUUGUAUGUAAUCCAAGUAAUAAAUUUGUAUGCAAUCCACGUAAUAAACUUGUAUGUAAUCCACGUAAUCGUGAAACAGGAAGUAUAAAGAGCGGUGAACGCCGUGUAGGGAGGAGGUAGGGUUGGCUAGUUGGGUACAAAAACACCAGACUUUUACCCAGGAGACCGCUGUUCGUGUCCUGUUUAAAACUAAAAGUCCAUGUUUGAUUUAUUUGUCACGUAACUGAAGUAAUGCCACAUGUGUAGUGUUUUUGAACUCAAACCAGUCUUUUUUCUAAGCCUAUCCAAGUUGCUUCCUGUGACGAUGGAAGUUUAUCUUGAAAAGACUGUGCACGUAACGAGCGGAGACUGACCUGUGUUGCUGGACAUUUGUAGGAAAAUGUAGGAAAAAUGAGGAAUCCGUUUUCGUAAGAUAUAAUACAAACUGUUGUAUGAGGACACGUUGAGACAGUAGUUGGUGUUGUACAGAGCUUCUAUGAUUUACACACUAUCUGAUGAGAUUACUUUAGCUCCAUGACGCAAAGACAGCGAAAAUGAAACAAUAAAUGUUCUAUGAGUCAAACUCCUUGUGUAACACAGCUGAUCCAGUAAACUCAGGUCAUAUUACCAUAUAUAGUAUACGUGACAUUGUAUAUUUGUAAGUUGAUAGGCUUUGUAUGAAUGUAUAACAUUGAGGUUUUACUGUCAAAUGGAUGUUAUUUUAAGGAAUAGUUGAUACCACUCUGGUCAAACUGUUCCUUUAAAGGUCCCAUAUUGUAAAAAGUGACAUUUUCAUGUCUUUUAUAUUAUAAAUCAGGUUUAUGUGCUAUAUAAAUACUGUUAAACUAUAUGGAGAAAAACACACACCCCGU